AUGGCGGUCUGCCAGCCAUUCUUGUACAAGUACGGAGCCGGAAAAGAUGUCGUUGCCGAUGGAAUCGGCGUGGAAGAUAUCGUGAGAGUCGGAUUGGUAUGCUUCCCAUCUUCCCAGGGUGAGAGAUCAUGCUGACCUGCCGAAGUGGGUGUAUGUUGGUGAGCCAUUCUACACUGUCGGUACCUUCUCGAUGAAGAUUGCUAUGGUUCUGCUCUAUUUGCGGAUGUGAGUCACUCUGCAAUCCCCGCAGUGAUCGCCGCACGAAGAAUGGUGAACUGACGUAACAUACAGGUGGGAAUCAAACACUGGAUUUCGUAAGGCUUGCUACGUGACCCUGGUGCUACUCGCGAUAAAUACCAUUGGAUUCGCUGUUGGCGCCAUCUUUCUCGCCUGGCCAAAAAAUUACUAUGUGAGAGUUGAGAGCGUCAAUAAUCAAUGCUUGAUGCUAAUGUUCCCAGAUUGGUGAUUCGGCCAUGGUUCGGCACUACGCGCAUAGCAUAGACAUUGUUGGCGGAUUUUUGGCUCUUACAGGGCUCAAUAUCGCCAUGGACAUCUGGGUGAUUCUAUUGCCCCUUGUGAAACUGGUUACGCUCAGAGGUAUAACAAGAAGUCGCAAGGUUGGGUAGGUUGUCUCGCCAGAGAAGUGUUCAAGACACGCCUCGCAUUCAAUUUGCUAAUACAUGCCCUAUUCAGGAUUUGUGUCACCUUCCUUCUCGGUUUCGUCGUAACGGCCUGCAACGUUGUUCGCAUAACACGCAUUGUGCCACUCAGGAACUCCGUCAACUUCACUCGGGACAUUGGAAGUUUAGCCCUUUGGAGCGAGGUCGAAGUAAACUUGAGUUUCGUCACCGCCAAUAUUCCCGCUCUUGCGGGACUUUGGCAUCGACUGACGAACACAAAGCGUCGAAGUUUGAGGACCACCAGCGGGACUCUUCCGAGCUCGUCGGAUUCCACGAUACAGAUGUCAUCGACCACGCCAGAAGAGCCUGUCCGGCCUGAAUCUGCGUCUUCCGAAGACGACUCCUCUGGUAGCAAUAUGAACAAGGGCGGAGUGGCUUAUUCUGCAUUCGCUACGCCUCCCAUAAAGUGA
Lecanosticta acicola is the source of this 1090-nucleotide messenger RNA. NCBI's taxonomy places the organism in Eukaryota, Fungi, Ascomycota, Dothideomycetes, Mycosphaerellales, Mycosphaerellaceae. The record is from the annotation of a GenBank genome assembly.